AUGGGCGAGAACGGCACAAAUCUGCUUCAGCAGAAAGUGACUGAACGAGCCCGCGAGCAGAGAGCGACACGCGAUGCAGCAUUGGGGAACAAAUUCCACAAACUGCCUGACCCAACGUCAUCCAGAAGCGGCACACUGGUAAACAACCUGUCGUCAAAGGAACUGACGAAGGAGCAAGCACAGGUUUUGCGGCACGAAGCCUCAUUCAACACAGCUGACGCCAAACCUGUCAACAUGAUUGCAGCAGUGGAAUCGGUCAUUAAUCAGACGGAAGCGGCGGAGGAGACGAAGAACCUCAUCCGACACCAAGUUACGUCCCUGCUUAUGACUCACAAGCCGCGCGAAACACUCACAAAGGUCGAACGCGAUGCACUAAGAGAACUCAAGGCCGACAACGACAUCGUCAUUGUGCCCGCGGACAAGGGGCGUUCCACCGUCGUACUGGACAGAACAGACUACCUCCAGAAGGCCAAAUACCUACUGGAGGAUCGCCAGUUCUAUGUCCCAUGUGAAACCAACCCCAUAAAAACGCUGACACGCGAAAUUAAUGCAACACUGUUGGCACUGGAGAACUCGGGUGCAAUAACAGCGACCGACCGACGCAUGGCGAGAGCCCAAGAAACGGCUUUGGCCCGAUUCUAUGGUCUUCCAAAGGUGCACAAGGAGGGCGCUCCUCUCCGGCCCAUUGUUUCGCUCAAAGGCACUCCAACGUACGGACUGGCAAGAUGGCUGUUUCGGCGCCUCAAAUUUCUGACCGCUGAUUCGGACACCACGGUCUGUUCGUCAACGCAAUUCCUGGAGAAGCUUAAAGGAGUAAGUCUCUUGCCCAAUGAGGUCAUGGUAUCUUUUGAUGUCACGUCCCUCUUUACUUCUAUUCCCCAGGAUCUGGCAAUCGAGACCGUCCAGCUACUCCUAUGA
Molecule: messenger RNA, 918 nt
Organism: Spirometra erinaceieuropaei
Lineage: Eukaryota; Metazoa; Platyhelminthes; Cestoda; Diphyllobothriidea; Diphyllobothriidae
Source: the annotation of a GenBank genome assembly